CCACAGAGAAAAAUAUAAAUAGAGUUCGAUGCCCACAAAAAUCACACAAUCAUCAAAGAUGAAGUUCCAGAGCAUUGUUCUUGUGGCUCUAGUAGCAAUCGUGGCAGUACAUGCGGUGCCUUACUUUGGACCUGAACACCAUCAAAGGAUUGAUCGCAGACGUGAACAUCACAACCACCAUGAUUCGUGGAGGCACGCUCCAGAAGAUCACCAUGCGAGGAUAGUGCCAUAUGUAGAGGAAGACCCAUCUUCACCCCCACCACCUCCUAGUGAUGAACCGUCCCAACCAAGUGACGGAUCAUCCCCACCACCACCUCCUAGUGACGAACCUAUAGUAAAAGAAGAUCCAUCUUCACCCCCACCACCUCCUAGUGAUGGACCGUCCCCACCAAGUGAUGGAUCAUCCCCACCACCACCUCCUAGCGACGAACCUAUAGUAAAAGAAGAUCCAUCUUCACCCCCACCACCUCCUAGUGAUGAACCGUCCCCACCAAGUGACGGAUCCUCUCCACCACCACCACCAAGUGACGAACCAAUCGUUAAAGAAGAUCCAUCUUCUCCCCCACCUCCGCCAAGUGAUGGACCGUCUCCACCACCACCGCCAAGUGACGAACCUAUCGUUAAAGAAGAUCCAUCUUCUCCCUCACCACCACCAAGUGACGAACCUAUCGUUAGAGAGGAUCCAUCUUCACCGCCACCACCACCAAGCGGAGAGCCAUCCCCACCACCACCAACUGAUGAGCCUUCAUUAGCUCCAGAAAGUCAUUCCUGGUUUAAAUCUGUAAAAGGUUUAUUCCAUCAGUAAUUAGUAUAAUGUUAAUGUAUAAUGGAUAUUUUCAUAGAUAUAUAUAAUAUAUUUUAUUAUUAGCUCA
Anoplophora glabripennis (Asian longhorned beetle) is the source of this 872-nucleotide messenger RNA. Its product is annotated as formin-like protein 14. The record is from RefSeq and is a predicted model, not a curated record. The coding region runs from base 29 to 805 and encodes 258 amino acids. NCBI's taxonomy places the organism in Eukaryota, Metazoa, Arthropoda, Insecta, Coleoptera, Cerambycidae. The transcript is spliced from 2 exons.